AUUGUCAAGUAUUUCCCUUUUUUCCAUGUUCGGUUUUGGUGACUGGCUUCUCUUCAUUCUUUCUUUGUUCUCUGUGUUUGAAAACUUUGAAUUCCUUCCUAAGAAUCCUAGGCAGUUUUCGGUGUCUUAUAAUAAGAGUCUUCUUUGCCAAAUGUUCUACUAUUAGUACAUGUAGUCCCUCUUCUUUUUAAACACCAAACAGUACCUGUAAAGGUUAAGAUUAAAAAAAAAAAGAAAAAAAAAAGAAGAAAAAAAGAAGAGGGAAAGAAAGAGUGCCUUUUGGAGGAGGAGUGGGGAUAUGAAGCUAAUUUAAUAUAUAGAUAGAUACCAUUACUUAGUUAUAGUUACCAUUGAGGAACUGUAAUUAAAAAAAAAAAACAAGAGAGAGAGAAAACAAAAAGUUGGGUUUUUCUUGGUAUGCUUUUUGGAUUGGAUAAAGGGAAGGAGCGUCUAAGAAAGGAGAAGAAGAGCGUGUUCUGUUGAAUUAUUGAGAUUAAAAAUACAAUGCACAACAACAACAAGAACAAGAAGAAGACUUGUUCUUCUUCUACUUCUUCUGCUAAUGAAGAUUCCAAGAAGAAGGAGCGUCACAUUGUUACGUGGACUCAGGAGGAGGAUGAUAUACUUCGCCAGCAAAUUAGCCUCCACGGAACUGAGAAUUGGGCCAUCAUUGCAUCAAAGUUCAAGGAUAAAACGACCAGGCAGUGCAGAAGAAGAUGGUAUACAUAUUUGAAUUCUGAUUUCAAGAAAGGGGGUUGGUCUCCAGAGGAAGACUUGCUCUUGUGCGAGGCUCAGAAGAUUUUUGGUAACAGAUGGACAGAAAUAGCAAAGGUUGUCUCAGGCAGAACCGAUAAUGCCGUGAAAAACCGAUUCUCCACCUUGUGCAAGAAGAGAGCAAAAUAUGAAGCUUUGGCUAAAGAGAACUCUACUACAUACAUGAACUCAAACAACAAAAGGGUUUUGCUCAGAAGCGGGUUUAGUACUGAUGGAACUUCGGAAACCGUAGGAUCUUCUACUAAGAAGAUGAGGAGAAGCCACAUCUCUGAUAUCACUAGCAGCUACAACUUCGGAGACAGAUUGCAUAAGCAAUGCAGGACGAUAACAGCAAUGAAUCAGCAGUUAAGAGCACCGUUCGCGGUUUUAGUUCAGAAUUCUCACAACAUUAACAAGUUGCCAACUCAACAUCAUGUCAGCAUCACCAAGGAGAUUGUUACUGAUGCACAAAAUAUCAAGUACCAAGGAUCAUUCCUCAGAAAGGAUGACCCGAAGAUUAAUGCUUUAAUGCAACAAGCGGAAUUGCUUAGCUCAUUGGCAUUAAAAGUUAACACCGAUAACACAGAUCAGAGUCUUGAGAAUGCUUGGAAGAUGCUCCAAGAUUUCCUGCACCAAAACAAAGAAAGUGACAUCCUCGGAUAUAGGAUCAGUGACUUUGACUUUCAACUUGAAGAUUUUAAGGAUUUAUUAGAUGACUUAAGGAGUAACAAUGAAGGAAGUCGACCAUCUUGGAGGCAGCCUGAUCUAUAUGAUGAGUCUCCUGCUAGCUCUGAGUACAGUACAGGGUCAACUGUCAUGUCCCAUACAGCAGGUGAUAAAAUCAGAGCUGAGAUGGGUGCUCUGGAGCACGAUACCGGCCCAGGUUCACAGUCGAUCCAUAUCGGAGAAGAAAGUUGUGUUGGUGAAUGCGAUAAAGGGAUGCUUUGCGGUGGAACCAGAGAACAAGCUGAAAUAUUUCCAACUUGUGAUGAAGGAACAAGCACAGAGUUUAGUUCCCCUACUCAUGUCACCCCGUUGUUCAGAUCCUUGGCAGCCGGAAUUCCCAGCCCCAAAUUUUCAGAAAGUGAGAGAAACUUCUUGCUUAAAACACUUGGAAUGGAGUCCCCAUCCCCUUGCCAGGCCACCAAUCCUUCACAACCACCAUCCUGCAAAAGAGCCCUCCUCCACAGUCUAUAACCAAACCUUUCUGGUGCAGCAAAAUUUAAAAAAAAAAAAAAAAAAAAAAAAAAAA
Messenger RNA from Morus notabilis, 2005 nucleotides. Its product is annotated as transcription factor MYB124. Gene Ontology annotation, molecular function: RNA polymerase II cis-regulatory region sequence-specific DNA binding; DNA-binding transcription factor activity, RNA polymerase II-specific. NCBI's taxonomy places the organism in Eukaryota, Viridiplantae, Streptophyta, Magnoliopsida, Rosales, Moraceae. Gene Ontology annotation, biological process: regulation of DNA-templated transcription. The record is from RefSeq and is a predicted model, not a curated record. Gene Ontology annotation, cellular component: nucleus.